AUCUUAUUUUUCCGAUUUCCUUUGAACGAAAAACGAUUAGCGGCUCGCUUUUCCUUGAGUUUUGCUCGUUAUUUAGGUCCGAUGUUUAGGAAGUCAUGCUCCUAGCAUGACUGCUUCGAAUCCCAUGCUUCAUGGCUCAGACUUGGACGAAUGCUGCUCGAAUGUGUUUGCACUGGUAAGCCAUAAUUCUUCGUUCGAUUUAUGAGGGUUCUAUUUUUGCCUGUCACAUGUUACAGUGUUUUGUGAGGUUGUAAGUCGCUCUAAAGGCGUGUGAAUAUUUAUUUGCCAAUUACUAGGAAGAUGCCUUGUUGCUUUAGUGGAAUUAGAUGAUGUAGAGUUAGGAAUCUGAGGUUAAUGUAACGGAAAAAAAACAAUUCGCGGGUGUGUUGUAGAGUUAGUUGCAUGUCGUAAUGAACAUGUCCUCUAUUUAACAAACGGUGGAAUUAAUUCAUUCUAAAUAUUCUCCUUAAUUGCCUGCAGUACGUUGAAUUCCCUGCCUUGUGAGUGUUGCAUCGGAAAUGAUGAACCCUGCUUGGCUUAAAGCAAAAAAUGUGCACCAUUUCCAAGCUGACAAAUACUCAGGAAGUCGUAUACACGGCCCAUUCGAACUUGAAUUAGUUCGGUGGUAGUGGUUCUGAAGAGUAACAAGAUGAUUUUACAAACACAACAUGCUUUGGCGCUUUGCAUUCGUUUACACGAAUCAUUCAGGGAUUCCUUUUGUUUGUCUUCAAAGGGGAAUCGUUUCUGUUAGGAAGCGCUUCGUCGUGUGUAUACAAAACGAGGCAAGCGAUUAUCUCUUGCCGUCCGCUCGUCUGCUGACAUAUUUUUCGCGACAAUACGUGCAUGCUUGUGCGGAUUUGUUUCCCCAAGUCGUAAAUAAAUCUCUAAUGUGUAUGUAGUUUGCUCGAAGCUUAAAAAGUGUACUUUGCUUUUAAUGCCAUUUUUAUAGGUGGAUUGACGGAUUUCUUUAAUUCCCAACCGAAAUAUCCAAUGCUUAUAUGUAUUUUACCUGCAAAGCUUAGCCGUCGGGCAAUAUUUUUCCGUAAGAGGGCCGAUUUUAAGUAUUGUAUUUAAUUUCGUCGCAUGGAUAGCAAUUGUGCCAGAAGAUUGAUUUUACUAUACCGUGGCGAUAAGUAUCAUAGUAUCUAUUUUUCAUCAAGGUUAAAAUAUGCCAGAAAAUACCAGUGUACUGGGCUAUUUUCAUCAGUAACAUAUUUGUUGAUUGCGUUUUGCCGUCCGCGGUGUCAAAUUUGGAACCCUCUAACUCUUCAACGAGCAAAACCGACACUCUGAAUAAUUAAUCAGAUGACUGGGUUUUUAUUGAGAAAGAAUUGAUCUUUGCUUGUUUACUCCUGAGUAAAUGUACCAUGUAAGCAAAGCAACUACCUCAACGACACUUCCAAUUUGAUUAUCCGACUAUUUUCGUUCAUCGCCUAAUUCGAGGAUGAAACAUUUGUCACGGUUUUUCUCUGGUGUGUUAAUUAAUUUUUAUGCAAGGUGUACUGUAGAAUGAUAAUUAUGUGUAACUACAAAGGCACAGUGUAGCCGGAAAUUUUACCCUUUUUAUUGUGUCUGAAGGGAUUAGAUUUUUGAAGCAACUUUGUUCAUCACGAAGGCUGUUGUUAGUUUCAAAGUGCAAUGAACAACGUCGUUGACACCAACUAAUUGUCAAGGGAUAGUAAGUUGUAAGGCUAACCCCUGAACCCGUGGUUUUGUUUAAGAGUUAAGGUUAUGACUGAAAUUUAUUUGUUCAAGAGUGUUCAGGCGGCCUGUUCUAAUUCCUUUCUAAUGAUUAUCACAGUAACUUGUAUCAAGUGAUUGUAUUUUUUUGGACAAAGAAAAAAGCUUCUAACAUGGCUGACAUGGAGUGUUAUAUAUUACGUAUUUGAGUAUUAAUGUUAGUUCGAGCUUGCAUGUCAAAUAAUCUCUUAAAUUUGUCACCAUAUUAUAUGUACCAUAUACCAAAGGUGUACUUGGUAGAAAAUAUUUCAUUUUCUGGUGUAAGGAAAUUAAUUCACUAGACAAACAUGUUUAAAAUACUAUUGCCCAAAAAUAUAUCUUUUUUUACAGGUUGCAAUAUUUCUUAUAACAUUGGUUUAUCUUUGUACGUGAUGAUAAGUGUGUUUUUGUCAUGUAGAAUCUGGCAGAUUUAUGAUCAAGAGAUUUUUGAGGGUUUCACUUGUUUUAACUUCCUCAAACAGACUUGUUAGGACUGUAAAUAUUUCAGAGGGAAAUUCAAUGUCUUUCAGUUUUCCUACAUCAUUGUUGUUCUCGAUGUAUAGGGUAUAAUUUUUAAUAAUUUCUUGACAAAGCUACUCACAAGCUGAAGCAGAGAAAGUUCAUUCUAUUGAACACAAAUUUUUUGGUAGAUCCCAUGAAAGCGUUUUAUAUUGUGUGAUUAUUUUUAUCUGAUUUCAUGCAGUGCAUGUCAGAGUUUAAGUCCAAGAAUAAAUCCAUUUAAGCCACUGGCCAACUAUGAUGCAUCUGUCUUAUUCACUGAAUUUAUAUGUCACGGAACUUGCCUUGGGCAAUCGUGAGAGUGGCAAGGCUUGACCAGAUUUUUUACUCUGUUGGAAGACAAAACAAAACAUUUAAGUGAUUUUGUUAACAACCCUUUUUUAAGUUGCAAGAUUUCUAAAAUUUAAAAUUAAAAUGAGAAAUUAUAUUGUUUAAUAUGCUGAAAAUUAUCCUUCCUUAUGAAGGUACUGCUAAAGAGGUGUCCUUUGAGUAAUCUCACCAUGGGAUUUGUCUACAAACUCUGCAAGUUUCAAGUACAUAUCUUUAUAAUUGACUCCAGGAGUUGAAAGGUUAAUUAAAGCAUCCAUCCAUAUAGUGCUAUACAAUUGUGUUUGACUAGUAAGCUAGAAAACAGCAGAAUAAGUUUAAAAAAAUUGUUGUUGACCCCAGGAUGUUGUGCUUGUUGCAUUGUUCAAAUUAAUGCAGUGUCUAUUUUUAUUCUCAUUCUAACAAUGCUUUUACGAACUUUCAGUCCUGAGUUUUCAGUUGUUUUGUCAUACUGGGCAAUGCAGUAAUCGCUGUUAUCUACUACAGAAAUUGGUCUGUCAAAAUCUAAAGACUUAGACACAAGGUUAUAUCUUUAGUAGGCCAAUUAAUCUUGGGCUUGGAUACAUACCUGUGAUAUUGUGCGGUUGUGUGUGGGUGUUGCAUUGCUGUCAAACUUGUCUUCCUGUUUAGAUGUUCCAUCCUUGUCUCUUAUUUUUACGUUUUAGUUUAACUAGGCUGCAGAGUGGUGUGUAAUUACAGUGUAAGGAGUCAGUGACUUUGUGGUGUUCUCUUUUACAAAUUAAAUUGUGUGCUUUGCUAAAAGGUUAUCUAAACAGGACAGUAGAUUGGCAUACAGUGUAUUUACAGAAGACCAUUGGGUAUUAUCAGCUUAACAUUACCUUAAAAUCCUGUCAUGCUGUUAAUGGAAUUAAACCUUCACCCUUUUAUACACAGUGUUGAAAUGUUAAUUUCUUGUCUCCUUGGCUGUUUAUAUGUCAUUUAGUUAGUAGAAUGUGCUUAUCUAAAGACAUUAAGUGGUCAAAUCUUUCAUUCUCUUUAUGUCAUGUAUGGUAAAGCAUUGAUGUUAAAAGUAUAAAUUUUGUAUGGAUCUCUACUUAAAGAGAGCUUAGCUGUAAUGUUAUAUCCAGUUUUUCACCAAUGUUUAUUGAUGUGUGCAGAAACAUAACAAAGAUGUCAGUCCUAAGUCAUGUUUCAUCAUGUGAAUUGCCUCAUUUCUGGAAAUAGCUACUAAUUAUGCAUAAAUAUAUGCCAUUGUAAAUGUUUUUAUCGUAUAGAUGUUUGUCGGCUGUUUAACAUUUUGCUAAAAAUACCUGUAAUGUAGCCUGGUAAAUAUGUCAACCACUUCCUGUAUUUUACUGAGAAUUUGUUAUUCAUCUCUUAUUUUUAAUUGGCUCAGGUUGAUGUGAAAAUAUAGUUUGGAAACAAAUGUUUUGUUUAUUCUUUGAGUAGGUUUCUUGUUGGAAUAUUUCCUUUUUUGGGGGGUAUUGUGUUUGGUCUGUAUUAGUAAGGUUGUCAAGUCACUCUCAUCUGAAGAAGUCUUUGUCUUUUUUAUACAUGUAAAUUAUUGUUGUGUUUAUUUAAUCAGGGUUCUCCAGGAAGUUUAAAGUAGAAGGUGAAAAAACAUGUGAUAGCCUGCAAGCAAGCUCUCUGGGACACUACGUCCCUUUUCCCUCUCCACCACAGCACCCCGGAGAGCUUGCUAGCAGGCUAACAUAGAUUGGUGGCAAAAUCAGAACAUACAUGUAUUUCAUGCUAUGUAGCCACAUGUGGAAGUAGUGACAGAUUCCAGAGCCUCCUCUGGAAAACUUUUAAUUUGGGGGAUCCUGACAGGUGUGUUCCAGCACUUGGCCAACCAGGGUAAGAGUUUUAGCCAUGAAAAUGGAGCUUCUCUGUGGGAACCUGCAGACUUUUUUUUGACCUGCAUUUCCCAUCGAAUCAUCAGUUCUCAAUGAAAUUGUCAUGCAUUCAGAAUUGUUGAGCGCAAAAUGCUACUAGCGAACUCGAUGCUGGCAAACGAGAAAAUAAAAAAGUAAAAGGUUGAAACUCUGAAUGUGUAGUACACUUUUUGGCAGAUUUCUUUGCCUUCAUGGCACAACUAACAAUGUAAAACUUGAUCGGAAUGGCAAUGCGAUGGCCAUUUUUUGAGAUCAUUGUUUCCUCCAUAGCAAUGGUAGUGACUUCAAUUCCAUUGGAAAUUACCCAUAGAGAGUCUCACAGGCUUCGCACAGGUCAUGAAAAACCUAGGAAGUCAUGGAAUUUAAGAGUUUCAUUUUCAAAGCCUGGAAAGUCAUGGAAUGUAAUUGCCGUUCCUUCAAGGUCACAGAAAAUACAAUUUUUGUUUGGUAGACUGUAGUUACUGCAGAUGACAAAGCAGGGACAAUGUAAGAUAGAGAUCAAGGAUUAAUUAAACAGGGUGAAAUGCCCCCAUAUUGCCUUUGGUACAACAUAACAUUCUGUGUAAAGUAUCAGACAAGUUAAGGAACUAUACUAACUUUUGCAAUGGUAGGCUUUGGGGGGUGGAAUGUCUGUUACAUGUACAUGGUGUACACUCUGGACAUUGUGCUGUUCUUUAGUGUACAUAUAGUAGAACCCCGAUAACUCAAUCUCAGGUAACUUGAAUUUCGUGCUAACUAAAACUAAUAUUCUUUUCCCUUGAUAAAAAAUUCACUGAAAUUUGCCCUGAUACCUUGAAUUCUACAUGUAGUUCUUGCGACUCUACUUGAUUGCAUCCUAUUAGCUCUUGUACAAGGGUAAAAACACUACAACUUGCACUGGUCAGCACUAAAGCAGUUUGAUUUUAAUUGGUGCAAUGAACAGAUCACAUUUUAUCAUAAAAAAAUGCCUGAUCGUGUUACUGUUUCCAAUGAAAUACCGUAAAAUUCUGAAAAUAUUCCCAGGGCUUAUAUUUGUCAAAGGCCCUUUUUGAGGGGCUUAUAUUCGGAGGGGCUUAUCUACGCAGGGAAGUUUGUAUUUCAAAAUCGAUUGGGCUAGCCUUAUAUUGGAAGUAAAUUUACCGUUUUUGCUUUGUUUUACUUUGUAUUGAGGGCCAUUUUCCAAGUGCAAGCCCUCAUUGGGGCUUAUAUUUGGAGGGGCGAUUUAACAGAGGGUUUUUUGCUUUACCAGUUUGGGGGGCUUAUAUUUGGAGGGGCUUAUACAAUGUACAUGGAUGGGCUUAUUUUCGGAAUUUUAAAGUAUGUUAAAUUUGCACUGCACCAUACACUGAAGUGCUGAAAAAUCAGUAACUAUCGAUAAUUUUUAACGUGCAAAAAUUGAAAUUGACCCCGAUAAUUUAAACCCUCGCUAACUCAAAUUUUUUUUCAUUUUCUUUCAAAGUUCAAGUUAGUGGGGUUGAACUCUACUUAUUUGUGUUAAAAAUUGAAAAGAGGUUGAUUGCUUAUUUAUGGGCGGGAUUUUGUGCUGUGGGGAAUUUAGUUAUAGCUCCAGGCUAGAAGCAAAAUUGCAAUUGAAGUUUGUUUUGUUAGUGGAUGAAAUUGUAAAUUUAAACUUUUCAAGUAGCAUUUAGCAAGCUUUUGUGUCUUUUAUUGCUUCUAUCUCAUCAUGUUGCCCAAUAAAUUUUGAUGUUUCUAUAAUUAUUUAACAUUUAACACAGCCAAUUUUCUUAAAGAAAACCCAAACUUCACAUUUGCAAAUGAUUUUUGUCUGGUCAUGAAGCAGGUGCAUUUUAUUGUGUCAAUAAAAAUAAAAUGAGUAGGGAACUGACUCUUUAAUUAAACACAGACUUCAAAAAGAAAUUGAAAAUGCUAUGGAUAACUUCAUUUGGUUUUCUUUAUUGGUGAAUUGUUAUUUUUGUAGGGUAAACUGUUUACAGUAAUGUUUAUUUUUUAAUAUUUGCUCUCAAUGUGCCUUGACUUCACAAUGCAAGACUGAUGAAAUAUGGUUCUUUCUUGGCCUUUAAUUGGCUUUGACAUUUGGUCAGCAAGUCUGUUUGCUGCUUUUUUUGUUUUAGAGUUCAUCAGUAAAUCAUCUAUCUUGUUCAUAUCGUGUUGUAUCUCUGUGAUCACGUCCUAUAACAUUAAAGUUUUCAUUUUCCCAGAGUAAUACUGUGGGAAAAUGGAAACCAACAUUCUACCUCUUCUUACUUUUCUGUUUGAGGACAAAAGAUCCUACAGUGUGAUCAUGCAAAUGUAACGUCUUUAGUGGUAAUUCUGCCUUGUUACUUGUACCAUUUGUUUCAGUACUGUUUUUUUACGAAAUGAAUUUGGUCAAUUUUCUGGCGUAAUGUUCAGUAACACUGAGCUUCUGGGAAAUAUCAGGCAUUAUUCACAUGACCUGUGCUAAGCCAUAAGAUGAUAUUGAGACCUAAGUGACGUCUUAAAAAAAUCGCAAUAAAACGUCAAAACCAAAGAGAAAACAUUUUGCUUGACUUGUGCUAUAAUGGAGCAUGUUGUGAAUAGUAUGCAUACCUGCUUUUAUUCAGUCAGUACCUCUGGAGAGUUAUCCUUAAUACCUAAUAUAACUUCUGAAGCCACUACAUUAUCUUCAACCCUUUAAGUCCCAAGGUGACCAACAUCACUCUUCUCCUAGUAAAAGCGAUAAAUAACCAAGAGAAAAGGUUUUAAGAAUAAAUAACAUGAUCACCUAAGGGGAAAUACAUUGAUCUUUUAUCAAAUUUACUCAACCAAUUCGUUAACAGGUAUAUGAGAUCAGUCCGCGGAAUUUGUACAUAACAGUUGGGGCUAAAGGAGAUUAUUUUAUUGUAGUGAUGAUAAUUGUUUAAGCAUGUUCAAUGUAUGAGGUCUUGUUAAACUAACACUGAAUGUGAAUGUCGUUGUGUAUGGUCAUAUCAAGUAUAAUUACCCUAAAGCUUAACAUGAAUUUUAAAAAAGGACACAUACUUAAACACCCUUGUGUGGCUAAAGUAAUACCCCCUCCAUUACUAUCCAUCUUCUCAGCUGUCAUUAACUGCCAGUUAUAACUAUAUUGUGCGUGUUUGGGGGGUUAAAACAUUAAUUAUAUUUCCCAGAUGUUUUUGUUGUACAUCCACUUCCUUCCUAUUUAUUUUUUUAUGUACAUGUAGCUUGGUUUGGUUUUGGCUUAUUAUUUUACUUAUCUUACUACAGUACUAGGGUAUGCAUUAAAUUGGAUUUUUCUUUGUUCAUUGAAUUUAUCACUGAUAUUUUAAAAAUCUUGUCACACCUUCCUAGGUGCAUGAAUUGGAUAUUGAUUUAGUACUGGUCAGGGUAAUAGAUCAAGCAGUCACAAAAAUAUGCACAAUUAGAUUAUCUUUGUUGAAUAUACAAAGUGGUUGGAGAGCAAACAUGCCUGAAUACAUGUUUUAUGAUAAAUUGUGUAAUAUUUAUAAUUUAGUGAUAACAUAAAUUAUUGAAUAACAAUCUCAUUCACUUACAGAAUGAAUAUGUUCACAAAUUUCAUGAUGACAAUAAUAUUGGCUACAUUGUAGUGGGCCAGACGUUGAAAAAAAAUUUGUCUGCAGCAUGUUCCAUUGUGAUUGCUGAGAUGAUUAUUAUAUUUCCACCGUGUAAAUGUUGUUACCUUUAUUUCACUUACAUUUUUCCAAAUUUCAAUCUUUCUCGACUAUUAUUUUGGGUAAUCUUUUUUGUAUGCAGUGUGUUUUCAUAUCGACUUGUCUCUACAUAUUAUACUUGUUGUUAACCUAGUUAUAUGUUAUAUUAUGUUUUGUUUCUUGGCCUCAAAAAUGCUUUUUCUACUUAAAUCUGAUCUGAUAAGCAUUAAAACCACAGUUUAAAAACUAUUUUUAGUAUUUAUCAAAGUAAGCUUAGUAUGGGUUGUGAUUUAAUAAUAAAAUGUAUGUAUUAUUAGAAGAAACUGUCUGUAUUCGUGAUAGAGUUUUGAGAGAACAUUAUUUGAGUUGAAGUGUAAAAACGUUCUUUGACUAUAAGGGGUACUCUGUUUGGUAGAUAUUAAUAAGCAAAUAUUUUAAAGUAUAAGAACUCUUAUCAAUAAUUUUGUAUGAAGGUGUGUCAAAUGAAAAAAAACAGUAAAAUAAAUAAAAUAAAAUAAACAAUAAUUUUCAUCUAGGACCCAAUCAAUCCAAAAUCAAACAGUGUUAGGGGUUGAGGUCUACCACCUGCAGAAUGUAUGGUACUUUGAAACACUGUCAGGCCUGGAUAGAUGAUUAUGAGACCCAUGAGGUGUCAUCACGUGACUGCAAGAGUUUGUCAAAACAUUUCAAGCUACACAAACUCUUUUUGCUCUUAAAACUGAAUUGUUUUGACUUUUGUUGGUUAAUGAGGCCCUCUUUGGUCGGGGAGGGGGGGGUGGGGUUAGGGUUAGGGUUAGGGUUAGAGGCAGGUACAUUUCUUCCUAGUCUGAAUUUCAGAUACGGUCAUUUCACAUUUUGAGGAGUAUGGCCAUGUCCCUGUUGGUAUUUAACUCACACUAACAGGGCCUCCAUAAUAUGAUGCAGCUGUAAAAGUUGUCAAUACAGUUUGACAGAUUCCGUGUGCUGAAACAGCAUUUUUUUUACUGACAGACUGAUUUAUGUGGCCUGAAGUGGCGGAAGUACAUAUACAAUGUUGCAUGCAGAGCCACCUUUGAAGAAGACCCUGUACUGAAGUCAUUUUCAUUGGCCCUUGGUCAUGACAUCUUGUGCGCAUGGCGAAGAAGUCCUUCGACAGGUUGUCAGGCAAGCAGUGAUCCUAACAGUAUCAGCAGUGCAAAAGAGUUGUGGGUGUUCUGGUUUGGUGAUGACCCUAAUCUUCAAGGGAUUGUUUCUGGAGAACUGAAAGGUGAAUUUUUUACUUAUACCAAAGGUGGCCCAGACUGUAUGGAAGUUCAUUGGACUUUGAUUUUUAUUAGGGAGGGAAUGAAAAUAAACAAAAGAUGUACUAACUUCCAUUUUUUGAAAACAAUAAAAUAAAAAUGACUUUCCUUGUGUUACGUGUUUUACUGUCUGUUUGCUUCUCAAGCCAUUUGGAAGCUGUUUUAAUGCGUUUAAUGAUUUUGAGUUGUACUAACAUUGAGAAACUCAAAAUCUAAACAGGGUGCAAAGAAAAUCACUUUUACAGCUUGCCCUUCAGGCAAGCUGAAGCUAGCAUUUAAUAGCCCAGACGUCAUUUCAACUAGCCCCAAAAGCUUUUUGUUCUUUUGUUAUUCAAAUUCCUCAUAAAACAUCACUUGCCCGUCGGGCAAGUUAAAAACAGAAUUCACUAACCUGAUAGCAAAAUCCACUAGCCCCGGGCUAUCGGACAGUACUUUCUUCCUGUUAAAACUUGAUAGAGCAGCUUCCAAAUGGCUCUAGAGGCAAACAGACAGUAAAACACACAACACAAACCGGUCUGUCAUUUCUUUUUCUGUUUUUUUUUUCUUUUUACAAAUAGUUCUAAGUUAGAACAUAUUUUGUUUAUUUCCCUACAUCCUCUCAUAAAAUUCAAAGUCCAACAAACUCCCGUAGGGUCUGUGCCGCCCAUGUAUGCAAAUCAACCACACAACAACAAGAGGUUCGUCGCAUGGAGAAGUGGUUGCGGAUUUCUUUUCCUUUCCCCUCUCUACGAGAGGCAAGACUAACAUUUUAAGUGUUUUUUUUUUUUUUUACAGAAUCAUGCCAUGGGUGCUGGGAAGAUGGCUUGCCACAUGAGCCAAGAUCUCUGCUAUUCAAAGCCUUACAUAACUUAUUAGAAAGGUAAAUGUUUCAUAAUCUGCCACGAAACAGUAGUAUACAAUUCAUUUUUGCUGCUAAAAUUUUAAGUAAAUUACCACAGAGUACAUUGAAAAACACAAGGCUGGUUACCAUUGUCAAUUGCGGAGAAAAAGUUCAGCAGCCUUGAGCCUUCGAGUUAUUUGUUUGAUGCUUCAAAAGUAACCUGUAUUCUGAAGAGAAAUUGUGUUAGUGAAAUAAGUACAGCUCAAUGUGUGAAAACUUUUUAGGUGUUUGCUGUCAAGAAAGUUCGUUCGCCUGGGCAAGUGGUUUACAAAGCCAUGUGAAAGCAGUUCAGUGGAAAAUUUCAGGUGAGGUGAUCCUUUUUUGAAAAAUUUCAGGCCUUUUCCACCUCGCUAUAACUUCUUUUGCUCUAGCUUAACUGUAUGAUUUGUUCUAUUCUGUGAAAGAAUAUUUCUAACCUCUCUAUUAAAUGUGAGGUAAUUUGGGGUUUAUAACACAAGAAGAGCAGUCCCAACUACAAUUUCUUUAGUACUAAUAAGGUUUAAAAAAUUACUUUUUAUUUUUGGUGAUCAUCUGUUUUAUCUUCAUUAUUAACUUUCUGUUUGGGCAUAAGUUGUCCGUAAAACAAGCCAGAUGAGGUGUAAGAAUGCCUGUAAAUGGCAUACUGUUGCAGUAAUAAAAUUCCUUUUCUAAGGCAGAUAGCAAUGUCAGUGACCCCUUCUCAUGCUGUGAUGUGAUACAUGUGUAGGUGUAGUGACUUAACAAUGUUUUUUUCCCUCUCCAGCAGUCAGUUAUCUUUUUCAUUUUCCUUCUUUGUCCAUGGCGAGAGUUCUGUUUGUACUGCUGUUGAAAUCCAGCAGCAGCAACAAGUACGUCAUCUUAGACUACAAGAUGUAGCUGUUGCUGCAACCAAGCAAGAAGGACUUCCAGGUAAUACAAUCUGGUAAAAUCUGAGCUGCUUUAGUCGCUGAUUUAUACUCUGCUCUGUGCUGCACUGCUUGGCUUACAAGUUACCUUGUUGAAGCAUGUAUACACGAGAUAAAUGCAAAUAAUAAUAUUAGGAUACCCAAGAGGGGUGGUUGUUUCACCCUCUGACCCCUGAAAAUGAAAAUUUGAAUUCCCAUUUGUUGCCCCCCUGGCCCAGUCAUUUCCUACAGAAGUAGUAGGGAGAAGUUGAUAACAUAACAAUAUAGCAAAUUCAUCUUGUGGGAUCAUGUCUGUGAUUGAAAGCAUUGAUGUUACAAGGAAAAAUUUGUUGCUGAUAACUCUUAGGGCAAUAAUAAAUAAAUAAAUAAAUUAAUUAAUUACAUUAAUUAAUUAAUAUUUUAUUAAUAAAUAAAUUAAUUAAUUCAUUAAUGGAGGCCUUUAAAAGAGAAUUAUUGUUGUCUUGAGGCUCGUUAGAAGGACUUUCCUUUUGUACCAUUUAUUUAAUUUCAGCCUUUUAGCUAAAUGAAAUUUGGGAUUUGCUUAAAUUUUGACUUUGGCAAUGACUUUCAGUAUUGUUAGGUCCUUAUGGACUGUCUGGAUUUCUCACUGGUCAAACAAGCCACUUGGAUGAUGCAGUUUCAGUAAAACUUAUUGAGGAAUGGAAGAAAUUUUAUCCCAUUGACUUCAGUAAUGAUUGGAGUGAGAUGACAAACCAGUGUUUUGAUAAGGGGGUCCCUGCAGCAGUUAUGGUUGUUGUAGGAGAGACACAGAUGUGGUAUCCAUCCACUUAUGUUGUGGUACCAUGCACAGAGAAUGAAAGAACAGGAGGUGAGUUUAGUUUGACUUACCAUUGUUAAUCCCUUUAUCUCUUUCAUUUCUUAUAGUUUAUAGUGGCCCCAAGGAAAAAACCACCAAAAAGAUAAAAUUUAAUAUUCAUUUUGAAAAAUCCUAAGAAAAAAAUGUGCUGCCAUGUCAAAAAGGUUUCAUUUAAAUGGCAAAUUAAUAUCAUAGGAUUCCAUCCACAGAUGUAAAGGUUAGAGUAACUAAUAAUCUCCUCAUAAUGUGGUCUAGGAGUGAAAGGGUUAAUGACAAGUAAUCUCUAAUCUGAUUGCUAGCAUUAUUUGCCAUAACUUGUUAUUAAGGGUGUUAGCCUGUGAGCAAGCUCUCCUAUCUGGGCCAGCGAAGUGAGCCUCACGAGAACGCACAAGCGAGGGGCUGAGGAACUCCUUUCCUCGGCCCCUCGCGGCUUCGCCGCUCGCUCUCGCGAGACUCGCCUCACUCACCCAAAUAGGAGAGCUUGCUCGCACGCUAUAAGGGUGUCUGAGUUAUUGGGGGUGGCAAUAGGAGCCCGCAAUCCUAAUCUCAAGGUUGUUAUUACGCAUGUGCCGCAUGUAUGAUGUAGCGGGCAUUUGUUUGGAUCUCCUUUAAGAAUGAAUGGAAUGCACAGAAUGCAAUAUGAUCACUCGUAAUCUGAUCAAGCGUGUUUUGACUAUCUGUCACAUGAAACUUACAUGUACGUAAACACAUCAAUGGAGCUAAAUCGUUUUGACCUUCAAUUGUUGUCGCCCGCACUCCGUAACCUUUGGUUAUUAAUACUGGUAAGUAAUACUAACAAAAAUAAACUAGGUUGCCAUGGCACAGCUCCUUUAACCCCUUAAGUCCCAAGAGUGACCAAUAUCAAUUUUCUCUUAACAAUAUCUUUACAUAAUCAAGAGUAGGUUAUGAGAAUUAAUAAAAUGAUCACCAUAAAGGAAAAUGCUUUGAUCUUUAAACAAAUUCUUUCAACAUAAUUCUUCAAGGAAUGUAUAGAUAUCUGUGUAGAGAAUUUUUUUGUGGAUAUUGGGGCUUGAAGGGUUCAAUAACUGAUUUUCUUCUGGAUUUUGUGGAUUUUGUGUUGUAUCAAAACUCAACAAAACUUGAUUCAUUAAUCUUCCACACAAUUCAUUAAUCUGCCACGCAAGUAAUAGUUCAUGAAUUUUGUAUUGUAUAACAUGUAACCUUCACAGUUACUUUUUUAGUACUUUUAACUACUUUCCUCUUCCUAAUUCUAGUGUUCUAACUUUUUAACCUGUGACCUUUAACCAUCUGCAGAAGGGCCUAUAUUGCCCAGAACAGAUUCAGCGACCACCUCUGGUCCAACAUCACUAACCCCACCAGCAUCACCUAUUGAUUCCAACACUACAGAUGUUGUUACAGGUUCAGCAAAUUUGCCACCAGCACCCAAGGUUACAUUGCCUACUGUCACUGACAAGAAGAAGUUGACACACUCAUUGGUGCAAGAAGUUUGGCAGGAGAUCACUAUUACCAAACCUGCAGUGAGGUAAGUAACAUGUUAUAUGUGAAGAAGAUCAUCACAGUUAUAAACACAACUGUUGCAGCUGCUAAAAGAAGCCUGAAAAGAUUCAAGUUUGUUUUGGAUUCGCACCCUGACUUUUGCGUUACCAUUGCAGUGCUCCAGAUGCAAAGGUCGAAGGUUUGAAUCCCAUUACUAGUCGAGCCAGAAUUUUUUUCAGUUUGGAUUAUUUUGGAGUCUUCUUGGAUGAAAUCUGUAAAUGAGAACAUACCAGUCAUUUCUCUUCUGUAGAAGUGUGUAUUACACCUUUACUUAGACUAUUGCAUAAUUAUUCCUUUUUUUGGAGGGGGUGGCGGCGGGGAGUGGAGGGGGAUUGGUUUAUUGUAGAGUUGUUUUAAAUUGUGCUGUGCAGGUGUGAGGGAAUUUUAAUUUAAUGUUUGUUAUUAUUGUUUAACUGUAGUUUGUUAUUGAGGUCCUAAACUGAGAGCCUUUUUCAUUUGUCUUUAUGAAAACUAGCUUUGAUUUUUUUUUUUUUGCAGUAAAAGCACCUCGCAGAACUCAAUAUCGAGGUUAACUACAUCAUUUAUAAAGACUGAGAGUUUAAAUGAUGCGACAUCAGUAGGCCAGUGGGAUUUUGAGGAGCCAUUUAAGCGCACCUCGUGUUCCUGUACAUCAAGUAGUAAUAUCAGCAGGUAAGGCUGACUUAAAAUUGGUUCCAGAGUAUUUUCAGCAAAGUAGCAGGGCUCAAAAAAGUUCCAUCUGGAAGUAUGGGAUAGGUAACUUUUAAAGCUUUACUUGCCCAAUAGACAAAGGUUCAGGGAAGUCAUCCUCUAGCAAAAUCAUUAGCUAAGGCAAGCAAAAUGUAAGAGCUGGGUGCCCAAGGACAAGCUGGAAUUCAAGUCUUUUUUAGCCCUAAGUUGUGUCAGAAAGAAAGAACUGAUAAACAUUUAGUUCUACAUUAAUCAUAAACAUUAGGAGUCAGUUAAAGGAUACGUUAAGUUGAUGGUGUAAUAGAAAAUGAUUUCCUUUCUUUUCUUGAUUCCUGAUAGGCCCAAGGCUCCAACGCAAGUGCGUCCAUCAUUUGGUAUAACAAGGCCAAUACCGUCGCCGAGUUAUCCGAUACCUUCACCUCAACAACAACACCAGAUAUCACAGCAAACUCAGAGCACUGCAAAGUUAAAGAAAGAGAAGAAAAAGCCUCUGGUGCCAUUUCACCAUCGACCAAGCAUCAGUAAGGACAGACCAGAAGCUGUGAAAAGUCACGUGGGAGCUAUGACAAAGGGUUUGCCUACUGCAAAUUCCCUGACAAGUGUCACUCAAAUGCGGCAUUCUGAUGUUGCUCUUGCUCAUCAUAAUGCAAAGAAGUAUUCUUUGCAGGGACAGGCCACGCCGGCACAAAAUACAACUUGCGCACUUGCACACAAGAGCAGUACAUUGGAUACAAAAACCAAUGCUAAACCAUCACAGCAUUCUUCCUCACUGUUGAGAGUGAACUCUUCAAGGUUACCAUCAUCAACUUGUGAGAAAGUUUCGGAAAUGCUGGUCAAAUCUGAAGAAUCAUGUUCAGUUAAUUUUGUGAGCAAUAUAGACUCUGAUAAAAAGGAUGAUGAUGAUCAAAGUUGUUAUGUCCUGCCUGUGGAGAGUGUUUUUAGUGUCCCUGUGCUACCCUCUGACCCUCUUGACUGCAGACCACUUGGUGGGCUUGGUGAUCAAGUGAUCACAGAUGAGGUUUUCUCACCUUCUCCUCUGGAUGCACCAAUGUCUCUGUGGGAAAGGUAAGUUGAUCUUGUAACUCUCCAUUUGGAUCUUCAAUUAAUGUACUGUUUGUGUUCCCCUUACCUCCCCUUAAGCUGAAAUGGACUCCUCCCUUAAAUAUUUGUUAGGAUCCUUUUAGAGAGAAAACUUGGGAGGUUGAGUUUCUAAUGGUUCCUUCAGAAUCAGAAUGUGUCCACGUUUUGGCAGCUACUUUAAGUAGGGAAAUAAUCCAAGACCUGUGGGCAAAACUUGCCUUCUUUAAGAGGAUGUGGUUUAGAAUACAAGUCCCUAACUUGGCCAAUAGUGAAUGAAUUCUGGACUUGAGGACAAUGAGAACACCUUUCUUGUCUUAUCCAAGAGUCAACUGACAUUUUGCUGAGUUAACUACACUGUAAAAAGUAGCAAAGAGUUACACUUAAAUGCACUGCAUACAAAAAUACUGAAGUCUUGGGGUAUUUGGGAAGGUCAGUUAAGGCCGAUUGAGACGGUACGAUUUUUGCUUACGACUAUCGUGCGUGACUAGCAUACGUCAUUACUUUCGACUAUCCACAUGUGCACAAUUUACAUUACGACACGAUCUGUCAUCAAGUGGUGACGCAUGCUAGUCGCUCACGAUAGUCGUAAGCAAAUAUCGUGCCGUCUAAAUCGGCCUUUAGAGAUACUCCAUUUUUGACACAUACUCCAUUUCUGUCAUUUUACUCAGCCAAUAGAAAAUAACCAUUCUUAUUUUCAAAAUUGUGAUAGUGGUAAAAGACCCUCUACAGAUGCUGGUUUGGAGGCUGUGUUUUCACCUGCGAAGAGAAGACGGGAAUCAUCAUCUGGAAGAUCUCGUUCAGAUAGUACUGGUACAGGACGGCCCAAGGGACGUAGGAAUAGUUCUCAACCAUCACCUGCAACCACGCCUCUUUCUGAUCCUUUUACUCCACAGCCUGAGGAUCCUGAUAUUGAAAUGAUACAGCCAACCAUGAAAUCACCGACACAGGGAAGGCCUCCUUCAAAUAAGCCCCGCCGGAGAAGCAGCAAUGCAGCUGCUGAUAGUCCGUCUGUUCCUCCACCAGCAGAAGUCAGUAAACCUCCCUCGCGCUUGAAAAAUCGACGACCAAGCUCCCGGAAAAAGCAACAGGAGGAAAAGGAAAAGCUGGCUAAAGGGGUGGAGGAAGUAAAGCCACACCCGCAAAAGACUGAGAAAGGAUUUUAUCCCAGUUUCUCAUCUUCUGAUGAUGAACAUGAACCAGCGCCACGGUCAUCAAAUUUAAUGACAGAACAAGAUCUUGCAGUGACGCUAAAUGACCUUGAUAAAUUGUUUGACAGUGAUGAAGAAGAGGAUGAGUUGGGGCAAUCCAAAUCUAUGAAGAUGGAAUUUGCUUGUCAUCAGAUUAAUACCUUUGAUUCAAUCACAAACAUCAACACUCACCACACUAUUAUGAAUUCUGGUGUGGUAGCCCAACAGGAUUUGGCACGAAUGUUUCCUACUCCUCCCUCUCUAGAGACAGUGUCGCAUUCUCCCCCUUGCCCUGUUGGUAAUGAUUACAUUAGUCCAGGGAGUGUCAAGACCGCAGUGCACAGUGCAAUGCUGUCUCCGGAGUCACAGCAUUUGAUGAGCUUUACGGGAUUGGAUGUGGAACAAGACAAGCAGCAUAGUCCAGUGGUUUGUAUAGCUGAUUGUUCAGUUAGUUCCUGUAGAUAACAAGACACAUUCCUGCAAACAGAACUUAAUCCACCACAUGAUGGUGGGAGGUCGGUGGGGCUGGGGGUAUUACUUUUUCUCUGAUUGCUCAGGAUGGUUAAUCGGAAUACCCAAAAGUGCCAUGCAAUUUUGUGCUCUAAUGGUUGCACCGUUGUGCUAUAAGAAAUUCUAUCUCGUGUCUUUCUUCAUGUCAAUGUGUGCUAUAAACUCCACCCUUUUAUAAUUUUUCUGCCCAUUUACACUGUCUGUGCACGGUCUGACCUUUAAACAUCGUCAUUGUUUUAAUUUUCUGAUCUGACACCUUCUCCUUCGUUUUUUAUUCAAGCAAGUCCAUUAAGUAUCUUAUUUUUCUUUCAUAUUCUAGGAACUCGGUCCUGUCUUUGAUAUCCCAAAAUAUCAAGACUUCCCUGUUUCCUUCUCCUUUGAAGCUGUGACAGUUUUGCCCAGUCACAAGGCUCUUCCUUCAGCAAUAAUGCAGAAUACACCUAGUUGGCAGGUAGGGUUGUUUUUGGAGCUCACAAUCGUUUAAUACUUGGGUUUUUGAUUGUCUUAAUAAUAGUUUUCACCCAAAUCAUCAUCAUUAUUAUUAUUAUUGUUGGUAUUAUUGUGUGCAUAAAACAACAACAAAAAAACCCCGUCUAAACUGGAAAGAAAACCAUUUGCUUUCAGAGCUUACAAUUUUUGUAAUUUUUUCUGUUGUCAGCAUUCCUGAAUUUAUUAUGUUUUGUUAUUCUAAAUGCUGUUGACGUGAACUUUUUAUCUGUAACCAUAUACCAUAAACUUCCUAAAAUAAGCCCCGGGGCUUAUAUUCGGAGGGGCUUAUCUAUGGAGGGAAAUUUGUGUUUCAAAAUCGAUUGGGCUAGCCUUAUAGUUGGAAGUAAAUUUACCAUUUUUGCUUUGUUUUACUUUGUAUUUGAGGGCAAUUUUCCAAGUACAAGCCCCCAGGGGGCUUACAUUCGGAGGGGUGAUUUAACGGAGGGUUUUUUGCGUUACCUGUUUGGGGGGCUUAUAUUUGGAGGGGCUUAUACUUGGAGGUGCUUAUUUUCGGAAUUUUACGGUACUUAUUUAAUAAGAGUUGUAGCUUUCAAGGCUUUGCUAUAAUAGUACAGACCUGGCUUUAUUUAAAACAGUAGGUUGAACUACUGGAAAUACCACAGAGACUGAUGUGGGAGGUUGCAAUGAGGCUUUCUGUUCAAUUAUUUCUUUUGAGAUGUUAUUUUCAUUUCAGAGUCUUAACCUUUUGUUUUGUCUCAUUUAAAGCAGACCGCACAGAAAUCUUGGACCUUGUCAGUUACUAAAGUAGAGAGGUCAGUAGGUCUUGCAGAUGUUUCAAGUUUUGUUCUCCUCCAAGUUAUUCAGUCAAUAUUACCAAUAUUAACACUAACAGUGACAGCUAUCUAAUGUGUUCGCUUUUCUUUUUUUCAGUAGUGCUGAUGCUCUUAAUGGUGAUGUUGCUGUUGCCACUCCUUCUCCGGCAGUGGGGUACACAUAUAACCAUCCUCCAAGUGUAAGCAGUGACGUCAAGCACUUAACUUCUGCAGCAAUGUCACCUGCUUCUCCAGCUUCUUCAGUGUCGUCGUUCUCCAUGCCCUCACAAUUUCCAAAAGCUUUUCAAGGAAGCACCUUUGUUGUGAAACCCUUAUUUCAAACUCCUCUUCCAGAAGUAAAUUCUUUAUCAAGGGUUCUGACUUUAUCUGACUCUUGGUUGAACUACUUUAGUGACAAGAGUUAUGACAAUGUGAGCCUGUGUUCGUGUUGCAAGUCCUCAGAAGGUUCAAGAACUAAGGGAAUAAUAACAAAAAGCAAAGACUUUGAGAGGUGUGUUUGUGGAUUUGGUCCACUGGAGAGAAUGAAAUUCACUGCUGGAACAGGGUUGUUCCCAGAUGACAUUUAUGAAGCACCUUCAGUAAAUUUAAUACCAGCCAAAAAGGAUGUAAUUGUAAAGCUCGAAGUUAAAGCACAAGAGUGUAAAAAACCUCUUACUGUAAGAAGACAAGGAUCAACAACAACUAUUUUACCAUCGCAAAUUCCUUUUAGCUUACUGGAAGAGAUUGUGAGUCAGUGUUCAUCACCAUUUUCUUGUUCAAACCUGAAAUUUCAACUAAUGUAUAAAAGCCAGGGUAUUGUGAAGCAUGUUUCUGGUAUGGCAGCACAAAAUAAAGGUAAGUUUCCCCUAUGUGUUGAAUUUGAUAGUGAUAAUUAAUAGAGGAUAUUACCUAGCCAAGCGGAGAUACAAAAUUUCCUUUUGAGUGUUGAUUAUUAUUCCACAAGUGAGCGUAGCAAACUCAGGGUGUUCACUAGGCGCCGGAGACAGGAGAAUUCUCCGCGUACUAUGCAGAAUUCUCCAGCUAACGUUCGGUAGCCUAUGACAAAUUUUUUUCAGACAGGGGGACUCCUUGAAAAUAUUCUCCUGUAAUGUUGCACCUUUCUCCUGCUACUAGAAGUCUUAAUGAAAAUACUGAAACUAGUGAAAUUUUUUUUUUCAACACCAGAAGGGAAAUUAUGUAUCUCCAAGCAAACAUGUAAUGUCCUGUUUAUUAUACAAACAUCAAUGACAUAAUACCAAACCAUUUCACUUUAAAAGUUUUUUGGUGCGAUUUAUUAUGUAGUCUUAGCAACGGUGAUCACAUGAGGAUAACAUAUUAUUUGUUAAACUCUCCUAUAGAGUAAUAUUUCAAACUUGAAAGGAAGUGUUCCUUCCAUUGUCCAGACAUUGAGAAGUUAAAAAAAACUACAGCAGAAUUUUGACUUGUAUAAAGCUUCCAACUUAGAGUUAUCCACUUAUUUGGAGAGCCAGAAUUAGCUAAGCACAAUGAAAUAAUUAGUGGUGACCUCAUUACAGCCAACAGGCAAUAUGGGAGAGCUCCUUAAGGCACUGACUCAUACCAAAUGAGUUCUAGUUCAAAAGCAUUCCCCGCUUCUGACUGGUCGCUAAUGAUAAGAAGGGAACUCAAAUACCUCCUUGAGUCUGGAACUGGUCUGUUGAGUGAUUAGGGGCUUUCCCAUUCUUUUGGUAAACUGUACAACAUCUUUGCUGUUAAAUUUGCCAUCCCGGUGAAACAUUUUUAUUAGAUGCACCUGGGUUCCUGAGGAUGACCUCCUUCAUGAUUUUUCAAAAUGCUGAAAUGUGUAUUAUUUUUCUUCAAAGAGCAGUGGCAAAGCUUUCUUGUAAAAGUAAUAGUAUGUUUUAUAUUAAUUUAACCUUAGAUCAAUAUGCAUAUGCAUUAAUUUUUUUCUUAGUGUUCUCCACUCAUUUUGUAAAGUUCUAAUGAGAAAAAGUUAUGUACCAAUCAAGCAUUAUCUUUAUCUUUGGUGACCUGUUCCUUUAAUUAUUUUGUCAUGAUGAGGAAAUAUUUCAUUCUUGACAUGAUUUUUAUGCCAUCUUUGUUAUAGCACUUGUUCAUUACUGACAAGAUUUUUUUUCGAAGGCUCAGCAGAGAGUGGCUAUCUGAAGAACAUUCCCCCACCUGCAGCAGUCAGUGCUCUAAACUGUCUUCGUCAGCUCAUGCAAGAUGCCCUUCAAAAAUCAACAAGCAGAAAAACAUGGGAGCAGCCUCAUGGAACAGUUGUACAAGGACCCUUGUCUUGGAAACAACUUCAUCAUCUGGCAACUAAAGGUCAGUUUUAACACUGAAAAUUAGGGCAGUAUACAGUCAAUUGCCUUUAUUGCAGACACUGUAGGGACUUACAGGUAGUGUCCUCGUUAGUGAGAGUCCAUAAUAGUAGUAGUUUAUUUCAGUCAAAUGUCUGUAAUUUGUUUAUGCUGGGGAUUUAGCUUCUGUUCAUUUCAUCGAGGUGUCCAUUAUAGUGGGGUGUCAGCAAGGCAAGAGUUGACUGUAUAAAGUUCUCACACACAACUAGCAGCCAAGUCAAGCCAAACCACGCAGCCUAACCUUUAUUACAACAAAACGUCACAAUAGACAAGUACAACAGUGAAAACGUUCCCUAGAUUGCAUGCCAUGACAAAACAAACGGUAAAAACUGAACAACUAACUACUGCAAUGAAAACUCCUGGGGAACAAGGGCUCACAAUGAGGGAGACACUUUAAUGUCCUCAAGAGGGAAUCACUAAAACUAUACCCAGCUUGAGGGAUGGGUGGGGAUUAGGCCAGGCAAUGGCAAACAGCAACAAGGAAACUGUUAUCUUACAGCCAACAUCGCGGCUAGGCCCCCCGCACACUAUUAUCCAGAUACCCAGUUGUGUGUGAGAAACUCUUUCGUUCCUGCAUGGCCCUCCUUCCCUUACUUCGCUGUCCACUACUUUUCUUUCACCUACUGUACUUGGCUCAACUCUAGUAUAUUGGAUUCUACACUUACCUACCCUUCCCAUUUUCACAUUACUUUGAUUCUAUAAUAAUUAUACCUUGUUCUUUACCCCUCAGGUAAUGAGGAAAUGCCACGUUCACAGCCUAUUCCUUCUGUGACAGUGGGAUACAGUGGGGAUUGGAUGUCACUGUCUCCAAUUGCUCUGCAAUUUUGGGUAACUAAGAAUUAAAUUUACAGGAAGUAGCAAUUAAAUGUGGUAAAUUUGAUCAGGCAACUUUGCUAUCAGCCUGAAAAACAGCUGACAUUUUGUGAUGCCAACAGCUAGACUACCUGCAAAAUGAUGUCUGAGAAACAAGCACAGAAAUUCUGAACUUAUGAUGCAUCUCUACCUAGAUCUGGGUAGUGCUUCUGAUUAGUCAUGCUGCAUGGGAAUUUGCGUCAGCUAAUUAAUCAGAAGCACUAGACAGAUCUGGGUAGUGAUAGUCAUCAGUAUGGAAUUUUUGCAGUCUGGGGGAAACCAGUGGUGGCCACACGAAAAGUUGGCUUUUUUCGUAGGCGGCCUAUCUACUAUACAUUCUUAAAAAAAUGUUAUAGGACUCUGUUGUGUUGAAAACAUUGUGCAUUUCCUAUUAUUGUUAAUGAUACACUGAUUGUUGUUUCUUUUUAUCACAGGAGAAGCUGUUGCUUGAACCUUACUCGUGUCAGCGUGAUGUGGCAUACAUUGUUGUCGCUCCAGAAAAUGAUUUGGUGUUGAAUAAUGUAAAGAUGUUCUUCAAAGAGUUCAGUGCAGUUUAUGAGGUAUGGAUGAGUGAAAAUAAUUUUAAUUUUUUGUAUACUGUUUGGUCAGCACAAGUGUUUUUCAAACAUUGUGCUGGCAAACAAGAUUAAAAUUCUGUUCAUUUCCAGUUUAUCUGCCAGCAUUGGUGUUGGCUAAAGAAACCUCUCCUUGUAGUCAAGUGUUUUGUAGUGCAGUCAAUCGCUGCUUUAUGGACACCCGCUUAAUACGGACACCUCAUUAUUACAGACAGUUUGCCUUGUCCCUGGGGAAAGAAAGCCUUCACAUUUUGUCCAUUUAUUCAACCUGCUUAACCCUUUAAGCCUCAAUAUCCAGAAACGAAUUCUCCCAACUGAUCUCUAUACAUUUCCUUAAAGAAUGUGUUCAGAAAAUUUGAUGAAAGAUCAAAUCAUUUUAUGAAAGAUCAAAUCAUUUUCUUUUUGGUGAUCAUUUUAUUAAUUCUCAUAACCUAAUCUCUUGACAAUGUAUUGGUAUCAUUAGGAGAAAAUUGAUGUCGGUCACCAUUGGGACUUAAAGGGUUAAAAUGGAGACCCCGUUAACACAAACACUUUCUGUGGCCCCCUCAGUGUCCGUAUUAAUGAGGUUUGACUGUAACAAAACUGUCCUUUCUGUCUUGUCUUGUUUGUUUUGUAGACUUGUCGACUUGGACAGCAUGUUGCCAUCACUAAGGUGCUCAGAGAUGGGAUUCUGCGAAUUGGGCAAAAGUCAUUGAAACUUGUAAAAGAACAUGUCGAUGAGUGGUUCACCAAUCAAAGUAAUUUUUAAUUUUGUUGUUGUUGUUGUGUGUAUUAAAAAUCCAGAAAAGUUAUGCAACAGUAAUACAGUAAACACUUUCAAAGAUGGGCAGUGCUGGAAAUGAUUGUAGAAUGGUACAGACCAACUCUCUGUGUACAUUUGGGCAAGGUGUCCAUCUCACAGAAGGACAAGAGAGUCAACUGAAGUCUAACUAAAUGUACAUGUAAGUAAACUAACUUUGUGUUUUCAUGUAUUUUAGGUGGUUCACCUGAUGGAGCAAAGCUUAAACUCUAUGCUCAAGCUUUUAAACAUCAUUUGGGUGAGUUAAAGGAUAAGGAUUGCAUGAUAGUGGGUCUCCAGAAAGUUGUAUUCCAACUUCCUGGCCCCAGUUGUUCAAAGGUAAAGAGCACUAUCCACUGGAUAAAUCAAUAUCCAGGUGAUAGCAUAAUUAUUGGUUUUUCAUAAUACUUCUUCAUUGGAUAACGAUUUAUCCAUUAGAAAGUCCUAUCCAACUUUUGAAAAACUGUGGCAUGAUGUAUGCAACAGUAGUUCUGGCCAUCGUUGAUGACAAAUUACAGAUCAAAACUAAUGUGUCAAAUGGCUGAUAAUAAAUCCUGACCGUUUUUGACUGAGUUGAUGCAAUGAAUCAACUAUUACUGGUAAAAGGAGGUAGUCACUUUGACCAUUUUGAUAUUGAGCAUGUUCGCAUAACUGAUGCUAUUUAUUUUGCAUAGGACCAUACCUUGCUUCCUUGAAUCUGGACAAACUAAUACUGGACUCAGAAAAGGAAAACAAACCAGAGGAUAAGAUAUCAUCCAAGUUUGGGAUCGACAGCGCCGAAAGACUAGGAGCAGAUGGUGGAAACAGAAAUGCAGGAAUCAGGUCUGUCUAUAAUUAUUAUUUCUUUUCUUCCGUUAUGUUCUGUCCCUGGCAUGAAAGUGGAAAAAUGAUGAGUUUGUUUGCUUUUAAUUAGUGCAGUGAACUAAAUUCUUACUUGAACCCCCCCUGCCUGGGUGUGGAUUCCAUUUAAGAGAACGAAUGGGGAGUAGCUAAUUUUCCGCUCUCCUGGUCAUUCUCAUUUUGCACUAAUCGAUUCAUUAGUCCAGAAAAAAUCUUGGUGCAAAUUCUUAAAUCAGGCAUUGGCAACAUGUGAAAACCCUGCACUUACAAUAAGUUAGUUAGGUACCGAGAAUUAAGUGAAAUUCAGUUGAAACCCUUCAGUCACUAGUCUGAUUUAAAUCUCUGUACUGAAAACAUAAGUUCACCAUAAAUCCCCUGUUUUUUGGGGUGAGUGUGGAGUUAGUGCCAGGGUAUGGAUGGAUAAAGGAAUGGAUGAAUCACUUAUGCAUGCAUUUCCGUGUUUUUUCUUUGUCGUUGUUGUUCCGCUCCUCACAAUUUAUUCUUGUCAUUUUAGUCUGGGAACUCCAACUUCCGAGCAAGCACCAUCGGCAUUUGGAGAUGAUGAUAAUGAGCACAACAGUAAUGAGCCACCAACUGUUGUUGUUUACAUUGUCAAUCCAUUCACCACUAACUCAAGAGAUGAGAAUGUCCCAUCCUCUGUAGGGCUUCUGCGGUGCAUUGCUGAGAUUGCACCUGACCUUGCAGAAAGCAAAAAGAAUGUCAUCUUUCAGGUAUAAAAUUUUGCUGUUCUGCCCAGAAUUAGCCUGAGAGAAAAGUCGACAUUUUGAGAUGCCACCGCUGGUUUUCCUGUGAAAUUAUGUCUUAGAAAAAGCACAGAAAUGCCACACUGCCAAUAGAACCAUUGGAAUGACAUCAGUUUCUAUUGGUACCAAUCGUACCAUUGGUACCAAUGGACCAUCGGUUUGACGAAUCGUAUCUGUUUGUGUAUAUUGGACAUGUGUGCACUGAUGACAUGUCUCUACCGAGAUCUGGCUAGUGCUUCUGAUUGGUUGAAGCAAAUUUUUAGCCAAUCAGAUGCUCUACCCAGAUCUGGGUAGUGUUGUGUCAUCAGUAUGGAAUUUCUGCACUUGUUUCUCAGACGUCAUUUUGCGGGGGCAACCAGUGGUGGUUUUGCAAAAUGUCAGCUGUUUCCUGAGGUUAGCCCAGAAUUUACUUUUUUACACUGUGUCUCCAGUAAGUCCACCUAAACUCUGGCCAAUUGUAGGAAUGUUUUGUUGAAAGGUGAUGAUUUGUGCUUUAUACCUGUUAUAGGUCACCAAGUUAAGUACAAAAAUGAUGGCGCCUGGGUGUUUUCAAUAAGGCCCUCAGUAAAUCCUGCUCUGAUUUUUCUUUCCCCCUUUGAUUUACAAAAUUUCUGAUUGGAAAAUGAAAGGAGAAUUUAGCUGUUUAUCAGAUGUCAUGGGGCUUAAUUUCACACAUGUAUACCCCCCUUCAAAUGUAGUGAUGAUUAAAAUUGGCAGGGGAUGAAGUAGAAAAAUGUAUGGGGUGGGCUUAGAUGUAACGGCCAUAAUUUCAAAAUAAUUGUUUUAACUUUGUAUUAUUUCUUUUUAGGUUGUUCCAAUUCAACAGAUUCUUCAAGUGGACACUCUGACUGGUAGUCGUGAUGCAGCUCUGACAUUCGUUACACAGCUGAAGCGUUUGGCUUUCUCAGUGUUCUCACGAUGUCGUAAGAGCUUACAGCUGAAUAUAAAUGCUAAAUCCUUAACAGGAUUUGGACCAGCUGCUAGACAUGAGGCUCUGUUUCGCCAGAGAGAGGUAAGAUUAACUUACCGGCAUCUUGCACAAGACUUAUUCUAGGUUUACAAGUACCCCAGAAAUAUAUCCACGACUCCAACAAAGUUCUUAUAGGGAGUCAUUUUGGCUCCAGCUUCGGACCCAAAAAUGUUCAGCAGAAUUAUAUUUUCUGCCAGCCAUAAUUUUUAAACUGUUUGAAUCCUAGUGAAAGGAUACAAAGGUGUGUUGAAUAUGUAAAAUUUUCUUUCCAGCUGCUUCCCCAGAGUAGGCAUAAGGUAUGUCAUGUACGUAGCAUGAAGUGACUCUACAUUUGGAAAAAUGACUCCAUCAUUUUAGGAGGGGGACACAUCCUGACUUCAAAGAGUAAAGAGAUUUGUAAACCCUGAAUUAUAGGUGAACUUGAGCAAAACAACCAAACAAUAGACUAACUACACAAAAACAGACAAGAUUUAACUAACAAUACCAUGACAGAAUUAUCAACGUUAUGCUCAGGGUCUCUCUCUGUUUCUCAUAUCUUUCUCUUGCUCUUGGUUGUGCUAUGGGGAAAAGAAGGGAUGCCUUGGGAAUGAUUUUGUGGCAGUUUUUCAGUGACAGAAGAUGGAUCAAAAUGCACCACUUAUGAGCUCAUUGACCAAUCAGGUUAACCACUCUAGUUUAACGCUAUCGCAUGACACCGAACAACUACCUCUGACUUUGAUGAUGACUUCUGUAACGGUUGUUGUAAAUGUCAUUCACCGCCCACAUUCCUACUCUGGACAACACUAAACUUUCUCAUGUUAGUUUAUUUAGUUUAUUUAUUUAUUGCUCUCUCUGUCAAAGGGUUAUUGCUGUACAAAGGAAAAACUCAUGUACCUCAUUUUUGUAGGUGGAAAAUGCGAAAGUGUACUCUGCACCUUAUGUCUUGUGUCAGCCAAUACCGUUGCCACCAGUAGACACAGGAGAUGAGACUGCUGCAAGCUUGCUGGCUUCUGCUCAGAAUGCAUCUGUAUUGUAUUGUGGUUAUUGUCUCUCCCAUGAUGAAAACUACCUUCUUGCUGUUUGCACGGACAGUGUAGGAGAGUUGAUCGAAUCUUGUGUCAUAUCAGUUGAACCACCUCUAAGGCCUGACAACAGGCCACGGAGGACUGCAGCACGAACAAAGGCACUCAUAAAACUUUGGGAAUUUUGUCAAGGUGUUAUUGCAACGUCUCUUAUUCCUUGGAGGUUGGUGAUAACCAAACUUGGGAGGAUAGGCCCAGAGGAACUAAAAGGUAAGCAAAUGAUAUCCUCUUUUUCAGCCUUGGAUUACUUGCUCACUUUUAAUAAGUAGGUAACCUGAAAGGUACAUGGAUUCAGUAGCAGCUGAAUGCUUUCCCACUAUAAACAACAUGUUUACAUAUAUUUACAUUAAUUUUUAUAUUAACAACUGCAUCGCUAAAAUGGAGGUUGCGUGCCUGAAGUAUCCAAGGGCUUCCACUAUUGGCAGCCAGCCCUUAGAUUGAAAUAAUGCCCCCAUGACUGGCACAACAGCGCAACCCAGCCAUGAGCCCCCACACCAAAGGAAAGGAACAGACACUGGUCACACUGAAAAAAAAAAACAUCAGUGGAGAAAAACCCAAUAAGCCUAGGGGAAGGGCGGGAGGGGAAGAAAAUGGCUGCUAGAACCCAGCACGAAGGUAAAACUGAACGCGCCAAGGAAUCACAUGAUCGAUGUAGCCAGCCACUGGGCAUGCGCAUGCCAAAGACCGCUGACCUAGGCACCCAGGCGCUCAUAGUUGUUAACUCCUUUAAAUUGCAUUUAAAUGCAUUUAUUACUUUCUGUUUGUAGACUGGAAAGAAAUACUGAGCAAGACGUCUGUGCUCAGUGGUGACCAGAUGUUUAAGGACACUUGCAAGACUUGUUUCUCCAUGAAACACAAAAAUCGGCCAGCAAUAUUAGGAACCAGUCUUACUUCGCUGGAACCAGAGCCGUCAAUCAGACUAUACAUGGCAAGAGGUAAUUGCAAGGAUCAUACUUUAAAGUGAAUUGAAUGUCGUCUGUUAUCUGGUUACGGCUGCAAGUUAUAUGAUAGUGUGUCUGGUAAAUUUUGUUCAACUGCAGUAAUUGCGCACUUAUUUUGACAUUUCUUUCAGUUCUGUGACCAGUUGAUUCAUAGUACAUAAUGUAGCAUAUAUAUGUUACAGGUCAAAUUUGAUCUAAGGUUAAUUUUGAUUUAACCUAUUUCGAUUCUCAAUUUACUUUGUCCUCUAGCCCUAGUAGACAAAGGAAAUCAAGAAUCAACCUAGGUUAAAAAUUUUUAACCUGAGAACAAAUUUGAUGUGUAACAUUUACAUGUAGCAAUAGGACAAUAGCAUGAUGAUGUCAUUUUAUUACAACUACCAACAUCCUUCAGUUUGUUGUUUUCUUCUGCAAAUUAGGGCUAUUGUUUUUUUAAACCUCUGUGAGAUUGAGAAAAUUAAACAAGAAAGCAAAAGGAAAUGAAUUCUGGUAGUUGUAGUCAAAAUGUUGUCAUCAUGAAAAUGGCCUUUUGUGUCAACAAAUUCUCCUUGUCUUUGUAUUUCCAUCAUUACUACGUGCCUUUCUUGUACUCUUGCUGUGCUAUGCUACCAGGUCUUUUCCUUAAAGGCCAAAGGCCUUGCUGGAGGCUCACUUUGGUUGAAACAUUGAACAUUUCUUUAAAUUUCGAAACCCUUUUUUUUUCAGCUUUACCAAAGGUCACUGCCUUGUUUGAAGGAAGCAGCAACUCUCAAGUAUCUGUUGGCACUGUACCAAAACCAGAUGUAUCACAAACAUACAUUGCAGUAAUGCCAGUUUCAUCAAUGAAGUGUUCCAUUGGCAAAAUUUCCAACACCAAGUCACAUGCCUCACCUGACACAACAACCGAGACUGUUGUAACUGACACGGACAUUCUUUUGGCUGGAGUGGAUGAUGAUGAGAAUUAUCAAGACACUCUGAGACAUUUGUUUCCUUUGUUGAAUGCAUCGCCCCCUCCACUGUCUCCAACAAGCUGCAUGAUGCCAUCUCCAUUGGAUUCCUCUCCUAUGCAGGGGACACCACCCUUGUCACGCCCACCAAAGCUGUCUGCUGCAUCACCUGCGAUGUCCGCACCCUCACCAUUUCAACCAAUUUCAAGACUUUCACCAUUUCAACCUUUACAUUCCACACCUUCACCAUCAAUGGCAAACACUACAACUGCAGAAUCCCAUGGACAGGAAGGUGAAGACAGCCUUGCUGUCCCACAAGCGCAGGGGUACAUGAUAUCAACUGUGCAGACAGGAAAGAUGCCAGUGACAUUUUGGGCAAACUCUUCUCACUCAGAAACAAAUGAUCCUGUUAUGCUAAAGGUAAUGACUCAAUACGGUUUACUCUGUCAAAAUAUGUCUUGGUCAAGAGUGGAGACUGAAAUUCUUGUAGCAAACUAGAACAACAAUGUUUCUUGUAACAGAUGUCAUACAUGUGGUCACAUUACUGUCCUUUUUCUGGUGAAGCUGUUAAUCAAAUCUUAAUUGACAUCAUUACCAUAGCUUUAACUAUAUUGGAUUUUAUUUCUUUCUCUGUUCAGGCUGCUCUUCACAUCCAUAAUCCAGACAUAAUGGAAGGAAUCAAUGGUUUUGUGACUUCGUGGCAUGCCCUAGCUACUAAGUCACCCUGUCAUGUGCUAAGGUUAGCCAAGUCUUCUUUUAACAUUUUGGGCAGUUAUUUUUAUGUUUCACCUAGUUUGGUGGCAAUUCCCUCUGUUUGAAUUUUGAUAAAUUUUCUGACACAGCUCCUUUAAUCAGGAAGAAACGUUUUACAAUUGACAAGCCCAUCCCAUUACAGAUACAGUCGAACCCCUAUAUAAGUGGCCAGUUAUCAAAAUCCCCAAAUUAUUUUCAGUUAAAUACUAUAGGUAAAACCCCUAUUAACCCUUUAAGCCUUAAGAGUGAUUAGCAUGAAAUUUCUUCUUAUAGUAUCAAUGCUUUAGAAAACAGAGUGGUCAUGAGAACUGAGUACAUGAUCAGGGAAGAUGAGUCUAAUUGAUAUUUCAACAAAUUCUCCCCACUACCUCUAUUGAAAAAGGAUAGGGACAGUAAAUGAGAAUCUCUAUUUUGAUAUUAGGGUUUAAAAUAUUAAGUGGCGACCCCUGUUAAGUGACCAUGGCCACCUUUUGGUCGUCCUGGUGAAGGUUUUUAAUUGUUUUUUACCCCUAUUAAGUAGCCACCCCAAAAUAAAUACGAGUGGUUUGGCUUUGUUUUUGAUAAGUUGAUGACAGAUAAGACUCUGAAAUAGAAAGGGACGACUGAUAAAUAGACGUUUAUUGUUCUCUUUACGUGAUUACAUGUGGCUAAGCAAUCAAACCGACCAUAAAAAUGCUCAAAAUAUAUGUGCAUACCUGGUUCAUGUUGAGACCUUUUCGCAGAAAUCUCUUAAAACUGGUAUUGUGCAAUUUUUGGACAUUUUACAUGUAUUAUUUGCAAGAGAUGUUAAAUUCUUUAACAUGCUUGCGUUUGAAUAAAUUGAUGUUUCAAGUAGGUUUCAGACCAAUUCCUGAUGAACCCUUAUUAAAAUGUGUGGAUAUUGUGAGAAGGAAACUGAUGUUUGGUCACUAUUGGGUUAAUAUGGGUUUGACUGUAUGAUAUUAUGUUGAAAUACUGCUAAACAAAUGGACUGAGAUGUGCAUAAUUAUUUUUAAAAUUAUUAUUAUUUUACUUAAAGGUCAAUACUACAGACAUAUGAUGCGCUGUCAUGGCUGACUGUGGAUCCUGUUUCCCGUGACAGACGUUCUUGUCUUCCUGUUCAUCUGUACAUGUUAUGCCAACUCCAUGACACACUUUCCGUUCUGUUGGAAAAUCAGUCUUCAUAGUUAAAAUUAGUACAAGAGCCAAGCUCGUGACACUUAAGAGGUGUUAGUCAAAUGUUUAUUUUUAGUAAAAUGGAGAUAUUAAGUGCAACAUUUCCUGAGCUCUUAAAGAGUGUCUUAUUAUUUUGUGGUGGGAAUAGGGAUAAAAGGUCCACUAUAAGUUUUUCAAGCCUAUAAAUAAUAAAUUAAUAUUAAUAAUUUAAUGAGACAGUACCUAAAGUGACUAUUCAAAAGAAGGAGUGAAUGUAUUCUUACAAAAUGCAUUUUUAUUUGUUGUAAGUUCUCGUCUAAGGAUUAGAAGUGUGUAUUAGGAAAUAGAAGGAUAAUAUCAUGGAAUUUCUUUGUACUUACAAGUAAAGUACUCUAAAUAUGUUGGUUUUCUCUCUAUCUGUUUAACAAUCUCCUUUAUUAUUAUUAUUUACUUUGUUUAUUGUUAUUUAAAAAGCUCAGAGCUUAUUAAGGAAGGCAUUUUUUGUAUCAGAGGCUUUUUACAGGUUUAUCUGCUCUAGUUCCUUUUAGUACUACUAAAUAAAAGUAAUGUAUUCUAUAUUUUAUUACAAUCCUGCUUUUGAGAACUUUGAAUCCGAUAGCUCAUGGGUAGAAUUUGUCAUAUUACAAAGCUGCUAGAUUAUAGUAUUUCAGUUGUUUUUCUAAUUGUUUAUUAUGAGCUUUUGACUUGCAAUAACCAAAGAACAGAAGUAGUUUUGCCCGUGUCUACCUGCCUUGUGCUUUUUUUUUCUCCUUAUAAAAUUUUACCUAAUAAUUUAAAUACCUUUAGUUAGUUUUGAAUGGUCACUAACUGUAAAUGCUUCAAUUGACUAAAAUUGCUCUAACUGGUCCCUUUGAUGAUAAUUUAGCAUCUUUGUCAUGUUAAUUACUUGACACAGAAAUAACCUCAAUCAUAGUAUCUUUGGUCUCUCAAGAAGACAAGUGCCUGCUUAAAUAAGUAAAACAGUUAGACAAGUGUAUGAAUUUUUUUAGGAUGAUAGGUUUGGGUUGCAGCUUGUCAAUGGAUGUUGCACUGUUUUAGCUAAGAGAACUGUUGGAAAGUAUUUUAGAUCACAAGAAUUUUAUACCAAUUCUGAGAAUCUAAUAAGCUA
Messenger RNA from Porites evermanni, 31163 nucleotides. The record is from the annotation of a GenBank genome assembly. NCBI's taxonomy places the organism in Eukaryota, Metazoa, Cnidaria, Anthozoa, Scleractinia, Poritidae.